CCUCCAACCUCCUUCCAGCCUUCUCCACCCUCCAUCCAGCUUCCCCACACCCUCCCUCAUCCUCUGCAGCCUUCUCCCAAGUGUUGUCCCCCCUAUCCCACCCUGCUCCAAACCCUCUUCCCAAACUUCCCCAUCUCCUCAUCUCCUAACCUUCUCCAUCCUCCCUGCAGCCUCCUCAUCCCUCCCCUCCACCUCCUCCAACCCUCUUCCAACUCUCCAAAGGACAAAUCUUCAUCCCACUUUCCAACCUCUUUCCAAACUUCCUCCGACCUCCUUCCCACCUCCCACAACUCGUCCCUCAGCCUCUUUUCCCGCUUUCCCCUCUCUCCCUCCCGCCCCGAUGUCGGUCCAUCCCGGCAGCCGGUUCGGAGCAGCGCGGGCGUUCGAGCGGCCGUUCCGUUCUCGUCCCGCUCCUUCACGGCCGGCCCGGCACUGAGGAUGAGCACGGCCCCGGCCUUCGGCCCUUACGGGGGGCUCCGUGGCGGCUCCGGGGGGCUCGGGGGUCCCUCGUGGGUCCCGGGGGCGGGCGGGGGGAUCACGGCCGUCACCAUCAACCGGAGCCUCCUGGCGCCGCUGGCCGUGGCCGUGGAUCCCGAGCUGCAGGAGCUGCGCCGGGAGGAGAAGGAGCAGAUCAAGACCCUCAACGAUAAAUUCGCCGCCUUCAUCGACAAGGUGCGGUUCCUGGAGCAGCAGAACAAGCUCCUGGAGACCAAGUGGGGGCUCCUGCGGGCACAGCCCCCGCCCCGCAGCACCCUGGGGGGGCUCCUCGAGGGCUACGCGGGGACCCUGCGGCGGCAGCUCGAGGGGCUCGGGCAGGAGCGGCAGCGGCUGCGCACGGAGCUCGGCCACGUCCGGGGGCUCGUCGAGGAGUUCAAGGCCAAGUACGAGGAGGAGAUCAACCACCGCACAGAGAAGGAGAACGAGUUCGUCCUGCUCAAAAAGGACGUGGAUGAAGCCUACAUGUCCAAGGUGGAGCUGGAAUCACGCCUGGAGAGCCUCACGGACGAGAUAAACUUCCUGCGGCAGCUCUACGAGGAGGAGCUGCAGGAGCUGCGGGUGCAGGUGUCGGACACGGCCGUGGUGGUGUCCAUGGACAACAGCCGCCAGCUGGACAUGGCCGGGGUGCUGGCGGACGUGCGGGCGCAGUACGAGGACAUCGCUGGCCGCAGCCGUGCUGAGGCUGAGGGCCUCUACCAGGUCAAGUACGAAGAGCUGAAGACGGCGGCCGGGAAGCAGGGAGACGACCUGCGCCAGACCCGGAGCCAGAUCCAGGAGCUGAACCGGCGGAUCCAGCGGAUCCAGGCAGAGAUUGAGGCUCUCAAAAAUCAGCGCUCUGGGCUGGAGGCGGCGGUGGCGGAGGCCGAGGAGCGCGGGGAGCUGGCGCUCAGGGACGCCCGGGCCAAGCUGGCGGGGCUGGAGGGGGCCCUGGCCCAGGCCAAGCAGGACCUGGCGCGGCAGCUCCGGGAAUACCAGGAGCUCAUGAACGUCAAGCUGGCCCUGGACAUCGAGAUCGCGACCUACAGGAAGCUGCUGGAGGGGGAGGAGAGCAGGCUCGAGGCUGCUGUGCAGAACCUGAGCAUCCACACCAAGACUUUGGGGUACCUGGGUGGAUUUGGGGGGGGGGUUUGGGGGGGGUUUUGGGGGGGCCGUUUGGGGGGGCUGUGGUCAGCUCGGGGUACUCGGUGCCCCCCCCACCCCCCGAGGGCACGGCCCCCCCCAAAUCCCGUGCCAUCGUCAUCAAGAAGAUCGAGACCGUGAUGGGAAACCUCGUAUCCGAGUCCUCCGACGUCCUGGAAAGCUGAACCCCCUUUCCUGGGGGGCCCCCAUUCCCAGGGGUCCCUCCUUGGCUUGGCCGGCUGAGCUGAGCCCCCCUCUUUCUUGGGCAGACCCCAUAUCCUGACCUGCUGAGGCCCCCCGGGCCUCAAAGCCGAACCCCUCCUUUCCCCAGGGGGACCCCUCCAUGUUCCCCGCCCUCCCAGGGUGUCCCCCUAAGUCCCGACCAGGUGAACCCCCUUCCCUGAGAGGGGCACCCCAUGUCCAGCCCAGCCGAGGCCCCCCUUUCCUUCCCGGGAUGUCCCCCAUGUCCUGGAAAGAUGAGCCCCCCCUUUCUGGGGGACCCCCCAUGUCCUGCUCUGCUGAACCCCCCUGGACCCCCCCCCUUUCCUUCCAGGGUGUCCCCCCAUUGUCCAGCCCAGCUGAGCCCCCCCCCUUUCCUGGGGGUCCCCCAUGUCCUGAUCUCCUCAGCCCCCCCCAGGCCCCCCUCCUGGUGUGUUCCCCCCAGGUGAACCCCCUUUCCUGGGGGUGUCUCUGUGUCCUGGGGGGUCCCUCAUGUCCAGGCCCAGCUGAGGCCCCCUGGGCCUCCCCUUCUCAGGGAGUCCCCCCAUGUCCUGCCAAGCUGAACCCCCUUUUCUGGGGCAGGGGGAGAGGGUCCCCCAUGUCCUGACCUUCUGAGCCCCCCCAGGUCCCCUCUUUCCUUCCCAGGGGUCCCUCCAAGUCCAGGCCACCUGAGCCCCCUUUCCUGGGGGGUCCUGUCCAUGUUCUGGGGGGGUCUUGGGCAGGGGGUCCAUCCCCCUUGUCCAGGCCAGCUGAGCCCAUUCCCAUCCUGGGGGGGGUUCCCCACGUCCUGACCUGCUGGGCCCCCCCCAGUGUGUCCCCCCCUCCGUCCAGUUCCCCUUCCCUGGGGUCCCCCAACACCAGGCACCCUCCACUGAAAACCUGAGCCAGUGCCCCCCCCCCAGCCCCCCCAGGAGGGCUCCAACCCCCCCAUUGUCCUCUCUGUGGGGCUGUGGGGUGGGAACUGGGGACUCUGGGGCCUCCCCCGGGGGUUCUGCUCGCUGCUGGAAUAAAACCUUGUAAAUCUGG
Corvus hawaiiensis (hawaiian crow) is the source of this 2862-nucleotide messenger RNA. RefSeq names its product keratin, type II cytoskeletal 8-like. Lineage: Eukaryota; Metazoa; Chordata; Aves; Passeriformes; Corvidae. The record is from RefSeq and is a predicted model, not a curated record. Gene Ontology annotation, cellular component: keratin filament.